Messenger RNA from Xylaria bambusicola, 2001 nucleotides. RefSeq lists its product as uncharacterized. The record is from RefSeq and is a predicted model, not a curated record. Bases 531 to 1898 code for a protein of 455 amino acids. Lineage: Eukaryota; Fungi; Ascomycota; Sordariomycetes; Xylariales; Xylariaceae. The transcript has 2 exons.
UUGCCUGAUGAGGAAGGGGAGAACCUAUUGGUACGGAAUCCGGCCGUCGAAGGAACGGAAUGGCUAGUCUUGGCCCCCCGCGUAGGACACAUGUAGGCCGGCCGAAGAGGCGCGGAUUCCCACGGUGUGCGUGCCGUUCGUUUUACGUAUUUGAUUGCCAACUUUCCCUCGCUAGCCCUCUGCGACUGCUUAAGACGUAGGCACUAUAUACUAAGUGGCAUAUCGCAUAUCGUCAUACCAACCUUUGUCGCCCUUGCUAUAUCGUGACUACCACCACGUGCUAGUUCACCAUACUAACUUACGUAGCUUCACUGCUUCUUUGUUUUUGGAGCGACCUGGUGCCUGUGGUGUCCCACCUAGCUACCUGUCUAGGUAACUAUAUCUCAAUGGAUCCUUGAACCAGAACUCAGGCCCUCACUUAUUUCUUUGUCCUCUGUUACUGGGCUAUUUACGUGUCAGUCAUAUGUCAGCUUUCUGAAUACAAGAAUCGCCACCUUGUUUCAUCACGCAACGCUUCUCUUCCCACUACAAUGGGUUCACUAGCAGCAGGCGGGAAAUACCCCGAUGCGUCGGACGACACGCUCGUCCUCACGCACCCAACCCCAUCUGAACAGGAGCAGACCUGGCGGCUGAACCACGGCGAGUGGGGUGGCCCUCUUGAUCUAGAGGCGUAUCUGAAGCGAGAGCCGUUCCUCACGUCGACGGCGCUGGCAGCUAACGGUGGCAUGGUGCAUUGGAUCCUUACGGAGACGGCAUCGACAGAUGAGUUCCGCAAUGUCCUAGCGUCCUGCGAAACGAUUCGCAAACGCGUGCUCUACGCACCACCGCCACAAUGCAGCAACAGCAGCGGUGACGGAUCAGGCCUAGUCAGGGAGGGCCUCGCCUACGGCAUCGGCAGCGUCUACACGUACCCUGAGUUCCGCGGAAAGAAAUACGCCGCGCGCAUGCUGCGAGAGCUCGGGGUUGUGUUAAAGACCUGGCCUGAGGAGGAGCAGAAGCUGGCCGAUUGCUUGCACGCGCAUUCUAAUGGAGUAUCGAAACGUGCUAAACUGGAAGCGAAGGAGGCGGUGUGCUCCGCACUGUGGUCGGAUAUUGGGAAGCGCUUCUACGCCGAGAAGGGAUGGCCCGCGUACGACAGCAUACAUGUGGAGUUCCUGGCUUUGCUGGAGCCGUUAGGUGGCGUCUCGUCGCUGCUUGAAAGAUCGAGCUCGCCGCCCGGAACUGGGUUGACGCUGGCCCCUAUCACCAAGAAUAAUAUCGCGCAACUCUGCCAGAAGGAUGAGGUACAGCUACGCGGCGAACUUCUUACGCACGCGCGCAAGACAGGGCGUACCGCUUUUGCAUUCGCUCCCGAUGCUGAUGUCUUCCGCUGGCAUUGGGCACGCGAGGAGUUCAUCGUGCCACGUGCUAUGCCCGGGCGUGAGGCGAGUGAAGUCCGAGGCUUGAUAGCCACCGUGGCGACGGACGGAGAAGACACAUACGACACAAGAGCAGAGGCGGAGAAGGCAAACAAAGCACGCAUAUGGGCAAUCUGGACGCGCAACUACGGCAGUGAUGCAGCAACCAACGCGGCAAAGAACACCCUGUACAUCCUGCGUCUCGUAAUCGACACCAAUGACACAUCGUCUGACCCCAAGGCCCUACAGCUCGCUUUCGACGCGAUAUUGAGUGGUGCCAUGGAUGCUGCACGCUCAUGGAAUUGCGGCACAGUGCAUCUAUGGAAUCCGACGCCCGUGGUGAAAGACCUAAUAGCUGCGUCCGGGGUUGCGCACAGGUUCGUGGACCGCCAGAUGGACAGCAUCCCCAGCAUGAGGUGGUAUGCAUCAGACGAAUCGGGGGAGAAAGUGACAGAGGACGCGGUCGACUGGAUCGCCAACGAGAAAUAUUGCUGGUGCUGAAUGCAUACAUACAUACAUCCAUACGCAUAUAUGCCUACCUGCAUAGGAUAGAAAGGAUAGACGGAUGCCUACGAAUGCGAGAAUGCGAGCCCCAAAGAAAGAC